Dovyalis caffra is the source of this 753-nucleotide messenger RNA. The record is from the annotation of a GenBank genome assembly. Lineage: Eukaryota; Viridiplantae; Streptophyta; Magnoliopsida; Malpighiales; Salicaceae.
AUGGCUUCUUCUUCUACUUCAACCCUUACCCCUCCCAAGAAAUAUGACGUCUUCCUUAGUUUCAGAGAAGAAGACACUCGUUGUGGUUUUACCAGCUACCUCUAUGAUGCUUUGAAGCGGAAACAAAUCCUAACCUUCAUAGACAAUGAGCUUGUGAGAGGAGACGAAAUUUCGCCUUCACUUUUGAAAGCAAUGGAAGAGUCCAAGCUUUUUGUGAUUAUUUUUUCUGAAAACUAUGCAUCUUCAAAAUGGUGCUUAGAGGAGCUUGUUCAGAUUCUUGAAUGUAGAAACAAUAACGGACAGAUAGUUGUUCCUGUUUUCUACUUCGUUGAUCCGUCUCAUGUUAGAAAUCAAACAGGAAGCUUUGGAGAUGAAUUUGCUAGACUAAUAGAGGAGAAAGCUUUGGCCAUGGACAACGUGCAGAGCUUCAGAAGCGCUUUAAAGGAUGCGGCCAAUCUAUCAAGGCGGGGCUUAGGGAAGUCUGAGUUGCAGUCUGAAUUUGUCCAGAAAAUUGUGAGAGAUAUUUUGAACAAAUUGUCAGAGAUGCCCUCAAGUCACACUAUGGAUCUAGUUGGAAUUGAAGCACGCCUUGCUGAAAUUGAUUCCUUGUUAAACAUGGAAUCGCAAGAUGUUUCCCUUGUAGGAAUAUGGGGAAUGGGUGGUAUUGGGAAGACAACGAUUGCUGAAGCUAUAUGGACCAAUAUCCACACUCAAUUUGAAGGAACUUUUUUGCAAACUUUAGGGAAGAAUUAA